Volvox carteri f. nagariensis is the source of this 1827-nucleotide messenger RNA. RefSeq lists its product as uncharacterized. Lineage: Eukaryota; Viridiplantae; Chlorophyta; Chlorophyceae; Chlamydomonadales; Volvocaceae. Gene Ontology annotation, cellular component: chloroplast thylakoid membrane. The coding region runs from base 83 to 976 and encodes 297 amino acids. The transcript is spliced from 8 exons. The record is from RefSeq and is a predicted model, not a curated record.
ACCUUGCACAGCUAAAGUUGUCUGAUAUAAAAACGGCUUCAUAUCAUCAUUACAAUUAAUUUAGUUAAUUUAAGUCUCCAAGAUGUUGCACGCAAACCUUUCUCGGUCUACGACGGCUCGCGUUGCGCGUCAAGGCGCACUCCCACGUCGCGCCCCUCGGGGCUUGACGACAAAAGUUCGUGCUGAAAAAUCAGCUAUCGCAAAGUUUUUCGAUUCAACUGGCAUGCCCACCGAUGAGGGCUAUUUCGGGUUUACGCCGUUUAGUGAGAUGUGGGUUGGCCGCUGGUCAAUGAUCGGUUUUGUUUCAUCGAUCGUUGUCGAGUUCGCGACAGGCAAGGGCACGUUGGCUCAGAUCGGUCUACCCGCCCCCUCCACGCCGUUCCUGGCCGCCAUGAUUGCCCUGUUCGGUGGAGCCACGGUGGUGGGCUCCGUGGUGACGGUGCAGCAACUGAUUGGGCGCAAGAUGAGCCGCACCCAGUUGGAGCGGUACCGCUCAUUCCUGGGUCUCUCACGAAAGGACGACUGGAUGGCGGACCAGGCCGCUAGGGACAUGAAGCGCCGCCCCGACUUCACAAGUCCAGGGUUCGACUUGGGGGCGAUUGACGAGGUGCGGCGGAAGGGGAUGCCGGCAGAUCGCUUUCUGGCGAUGGACGACACGGCUGCGGUGGAGCGUACCGCGGAGGAUAUGAAGGCGGCGACCUCGACAUCCGCAUCACCGGUGGCGGUGGUAGCUGAGGCGGCGGAUAAGGCUCCUGUGGCUCCUGCACCCCCCAGGCCCCAAGUGUCCAUGGACGAGCUAUACGGACUGGAUGAGGGCAAGUACGCAAGAGAUGUGGAGCUUGCAAAUGGCCGAGCUGCCAUGCUGGGUUUCCUAGCGGCCAUCCUCGUGGAGGCAGGUACGGGUCAGGGUAUCAUCAUGCAGAUCAUCACCUACCUGAAAUGGAGCGGAUUGCUGGGUCCUAUGUCGGGAUUCUGAACGCUGGCUUUGUGCCUUGGCGAGGUUUAGACUUAAGCAGUGUCCCCUGGUGGUCUAGAGUGCAUGAGUGUGCAUGAGAGCAUGUGUGAGUGAGUGGCAUCUGUGCUGCUGUGAUGGUGUAGUGUAGUCGUCGUUGCAUAGAUUUUUAGUAGGUACUCGGAAAACGCUUCACAUGCACAGCCGCUGCCGCCUUCCUCUUCUGGAAGGCAAGGCGAUAAAGCGGCGGUAAACUGAGUGCACGAUGACCAGAGCCGCAACACCUGUGGCGAACGAGGACGGGAAAGUGGGGCUUUCCACACUGGGGUGUUGGGAGAGGGUUGGAGCCCUAUCAGGUGUUAGUCUAGGGAGAAAAGUUUGCAUUGACUUAUACAUAAGUCCUGGUGGCUGUACAUGCGUUCCCACUUUAUGUAUUGCAAGGAUGAGCUUGAUGAACGGACUGCGUAUCGGUGUUGGGUAACUGGAAUUCUCUUCGUAAAACUUUGCGCGAGAUUGCAUGUGAGGUCUGGGAGAGAGCCGCACUUGAUGUGUGGUCAAGACAAGAUUACUGGGGCAUUAUGGAGAGGAGGAGAAUGAGCUGUUACAAGAAACGGAUGGACAGAUACGCUCAAUCCCCCCUUUCAAUAAGGGGGCAGUAUGUUGUACCUACCCACGUCACCAAUCGGAUUACUUGGAUUGGUGUCUCGGGAAGGGAAAGAAGUACUAUGGCCCCGAGGACCUGUCAUCGUGCGGUUCAUUCAGGCCAUCUGUACGCAUGCCCAUUAAUCUAUGUGCGCCUGCCUGACCCGGUACCGACCCGGUACAGCACAAUGUAACCCAUUGUAACUUGGCGAUGGUUCGGCCCAUCGUUUCCC